Molecule: messenger RNA, 1749 nt
Organism: Mesorhabditis belari
Lineage: Eukaryota; Metazoa; Nematoda; Chromadorea; Rhabditida; Rhabditidae
Source: the annotation of a GenBank genome assembly
AUGCCAAAAGAUAGUGAGGAUGAGCCGAUAUUUGCUCGUGGCACUUUUGGCAGUGUUCGCUUAAAAAAGGGAAAUCCGACGAUCGUUAUCAAAGCUGUCAACUACAAUACCAACUCUGAGCAAGAUAAACGAUUACGACGCGAACUUGAUUUCAUGAUGAAAAGAAAUAAACAUCCAAAUAUUGUCACUUUCUAUGAGUAUCGCUUCGUGAAGGAGAAAAUGAUCUACGAAGAAACGAUCACAUUUAACGUUGCUCCUUUUUUCAAAGCUAACGAUAACGUACGCAUGAGACCGAUCGGCUUUGAUGGAACGAAAAACCCAGUGCCAGUAAAAGAUUUCGACGGAAGCGAAUUCCCGACUAAUGAGCUAUUCCUUGAUGCGAUUGAUAUAAACGCGCCGAUCGAGAAGAAGCUAGAUGACUACCAAGAAAAGAGUAAAAAAGAGUUUGACCGUGAGAGUAUGCUUUUUACAAAAGAUGUUUUCUUUGCUGACGACGCCGUGAAGAAGCAAAUUCUUCGAAUACAAGAGAUUGGGAUAGCAGUAGGGCAAGCCUAUCGACACAGUCUUGACAAAAUCGUGCCCGAUCCAAAACAUCUAAAGAAAGUCGACCGUAUGUCGGUGACUAUUAGAGCAAAGAAGAAAUUCGUGGUCUCUCUAAAUUUUUUCGCCAAAGUUCCAGGGAGUCGAGCUCAAUUUCUCGAUGAAAUUUUCUACGAGCUCUUGACCCCGAAUCCAUUUUUGUCGACCCUAUUGAAGCAGAGUUUUUCAGAAAAAAUGCUCAUUGAUGUGCUGACGAGUUUCUAUCAUUUGCAUUUGGUUCCAUUUCACGAAAGUAGCUACAGUUUGAGGAGAUUAUAUUUCAAAGCAUUCGAAUGUUUAAUCGAAGCCAACCAGACACCAUUUGAUCAGCUAUCAGAGAUGAAAAAUCGAAUCCUCGACGUGAUUUCUCUGCUUAAGCGCGAAAAGAACAAGAAAGCAAAUCAAGAAAUCAUUCCGUUAGCCUGCUAUCGUGAUGAGUCGCAAAUAUGGAUUCUACUCUCGAAAAAUGAAAAGCACUUUAUGAAAACAAACUUUUUAGAGCAUCGAUAUCUGGACGGAGAAUUUGCAAAAACGUUCACCGAAUUUCAUUUAAAUCUGGGUGAAAAAAAGGUUAAGGUGUUGAAACUGAGCCGCCUUUAUGGUUUCAAUAUGAGCUCCCUGCUGCAAAUACUCACAAAUAAGUUGAAUGAAAUUGAGGAAGACCUCGUAAACAGAGAAAAGGUAUCAAGCAGUCACAAAUGGUUGGAAAUGCCAAUGUAUGAGCCGCAUAUAAAUUAUAUUUUCGAUUUCAACUCUUCUCCGGCCGACCCUCAAGCAACCAUGUUCUCCGAAUUGGAUCAAGAGUCGCUGGAGGAAUUGAUUGAUGCUCAUUCAUUCUAUUGUCGCUCCUCGCCAUAUAAAUUAAAGUUUAUGUCCUCUUUGUAUAGAAUUUUCGGGAAAUCGGAUCGACAAGAAAAAGUUGAGCAUUUCUUGUUUCGACGCUUGAAAAAAACGGGAAACCAAUCACAUCAGUUGCUGUUAUUAGAAAAGGUGACAAGUGUGAGCAAACGAGUGGUCUAUUGCCUCAAUUUCGAUCAAUCUCAUUUUGAGAAACGAUGGGUUGCGCUUGAUUCGGUGGACAGUGUUGUCGUGAAACAUUCACUUAUCGAUUUUCAUCAAGCAUUCAUGGAGGCAAAGUCGAAAAAUGUUGUUGAUUUGACCACAAAAAUC